GUUGUAGAGGAAGUAUAAAUAAAUUCAAAUUUCAUGAUUAAUGAAAUAAAUAGGAUAAUUUUAUUGUAGAUACUGUAGAAAUCCCAUAUUAUAAAUAUGAGUAAUGAAGAAGUUCCAGCAUUUAAUGCUGAAGAUUAUAAGAAAUAUGAUGAAUUUAUUGUAAGUGAGAUUGAAACUGGAUUUAUUCAUGUUCAAUUUAAUAAUCCAAAAAGUUUGAAUGCUUUCAGUGAUAGUACUUGGAGACAAUAUGAAGCAAUUUUAACUAAAAUUGAUGAACAUCCUGAUACAAAUAUUAUUCUUAUUUCAUCAUCAACUGCGAGAGCAUUUACAAGUGGACUUAAUUUAAAGACUGCAUUAGAAACAUUUUCUGGUUCAGGGGGAUUAACAAAAGAUCAACAAUAUAAUAAAUUACAUGCUCAUAUUAGAGAAUUUCAACAUGCUAUUGGUACUCCAGCUCGUAUUAAUACUCCAACUAUAUGUUUAUUAAAUGGAAUUGCUUAUGGUUUAGCUUUAGAUAUUGCUGGUGCUGUCACUAUAAGAGUCGCCACUAAAGAUGUAAAACUUUCAAUUAGAGAAAUUAAAAUUGGAAUUGCUGCCGAUAUUGGUUCAUUACAAAGAUUACCUGCACUUGUUAAUAAUAAAUCAUUAUUAUAUCAAUAUGCAUUAACAGGUGCAACAUUUAAUGCUAAUGAAGCAUUAAAACUUGGAUUAAUUAGUAAAAUUGUUCCUGAUUUUGAAGCAGGAAUUGAAUAUUGUAAAGGUUUAGGUGAAGAAAUUAAUGGUAAUCAACAAUGGGCUAUUAAAGGUACUAAGAAGCAUAUUCAAGAUAUUAUUGAUGGUACUAGUGUUUCUGAUGGUUUAAAAGAUAUUGCUGUUUUUAAUGCAAAUCAUAUUGAUACAAAAUUUGCAGAAGCAAUUGGUGGGGUCAAACUUUAAGAUGUUAAUAACUCCUGGUGAGAAUAUCAAUAUAUAGUCAAAGUAGCUUUAUUUAUUUGUUAUAUAAUAAUAUACAAAUGAUUUUAAAA
Scheffersomyces amazonensis is the source of this 1025-nucleotide messenger RNA. RefSeq lists its product as uncharacterized. Gene Ontology annotation, cellular component: mitochondrion. NCBI's taxonomy places the organism in Eukaryota, Fungi, Ascomycota, Pichiomycetes, Serinales, Debaryomycetaceae. The transcript has a single exon. Gene Ontology annotation, molecular function: delta(3,5)-delta(2,4)-dienoyl-CoA isomerase activity. The coding region runs from base 97 to 936 and encodes 279 amino acids. The record is from RefSeq and is a predicted model, not a curated record.